UUUCUAAUGAAUUAUUUUUGUCACAAGUUUGACUAUGCCAAGACACUCGAGUCAUUCCUCUUGUCCUUAUUCAACAGUUGAUUUUACACCAACUCCCUUGCUUAUAUAUAUAUGCAAAGGGUGCAUCACAACUUAUUUCCUUCUCAAUAUCAAAUCAUCUCCAACCAAAUUCUUCUCUCUGUUUCCUCCAACAAAAAGGAUAUAAAACUUAUAUGGGUGGAGAAUCCCAGUCCUUCUUGCAUUCACCAUCGUUUCUUACUACUCUAUCAUUUUAAGAAGCCAAACUCCUCCUCCUCCUCCUCUUCUUUUUCCGAUCACCAGCAAUUGCAGCAUUUUUUUAUAUCUGAAGAUCAAAACCCACAUAGGGAAUUUUGCUUCUGUACCUUAAAAUUCUAACAAAGAUGAAUCCAUUGUUGCUCUGUUUUUCAUAUAUUACUCUCACUCUGUUUUCCAAUUUCAGACCAAUUUCAGGGGCUGCGAUCACAUUCAUUAACAAAUGUGAUUACACAGUAUGGCCUGGAAUUCUUGCCAAUGCAGGAACUUCCCAAUUAGACAGCACUGGAUUCGAACUCCCAAAAUCCGGGUCCCGAUCCUUUCAAGCCCCACCCAAUUGGUCCGGCAGAUUCUGGGGCAGAACCGGGUGCACAUUCGACCCGAAUACAAGCCAGGGAACUUGUCUUACAGCCGAUUGCGGGUCCAACCAAAUCGAAUGCAAUGGCCUUAACGCAAUCCCACCAGCGACUCUAGCGGAAUUCACAAUCGGGUCGGGUGCUACCCAAGACUACUACGACGUGAGCUUGGUUGACGGGUACAAUUUACCCAUGAUUGUUGAACCGAGUGGAGGGUCCGGAAAUUGUUUGGCCACCGGAUGUGUGGCUGAUAUAAAUGGACAGUGCCCGAAUGAAUUGCGGGUCGGGUCGGGUGAUGCCUGCAAGAGUGCCUGUGAAGCAUUUGGUAACCCGGAAUACUGUUGCAGUGGCGCGUAUGGUUCACCGGACACUUGUAAGCCGUCGAUUUAUUCCGAGAUGUUUAAAUCCGCGUGUCCCAGAUCGUACAGUUAUGCUUAUGAUGAUGCCACGAGUACAUUUACUUGCAGUGGUGCUGAUUACACCAUAACAUUCUGCCCUCCCUCAACAAGUCAAAAAAGAGAUACAUCACCUCCUACAACUGGAUGGACGAAUGGGUCCGGGUCAACCGGAUCAGGAGAAGAGCCAACCGGGUUUAAUACACCUCCCUCAUGGUUACCGGACUUUCUUGCUGGAGACUCCAUCAGAGUUCUUUCUUGUUCUGUUCUGACUUCAACAUUCAUUGCCUCUGCAAUUUCAAUUAUGUUAUUCAUUUGAUGAAUUUAAAUUGUUUUUGCACAUGAAAAUGAA
Molecule: messenger RNA, 1376 nt
Organism: Tripterygium wilfordii
Lineage: Eukaryota; Viridiplantae; Streptophyta; Magnoliopsida; Celastrales; Celastraceae
Product: thaumatin-like protein 1
Exons: 2
Coding region: 402-1343 (313 amino acids)
Biological process (GO): defense response
Cellular component (GO): extracellular region
Source: RefSeq, a predicted model, not a curated record